AUUCCAAUGGCUGUUGCUUUCCAGUGGUGAUGCUUCGCCUGAUUGGGUUGAUCCGUAUUCUAUUCCAUGGUUUGACUUUCCGAGAGGGAGAUUAAAGCCUGCGCAUCACAAUUUACAGCCAUGCGUGAUAGUGGGCCUGAUGAGUGGUGAAUGCGUUUAAAACCAUCGCUUUGUUUCCGUUGUUGGAAAUAGGUAUUUUGUCAACAUUCCGAUUCUUCAAGGAAUUUCACCAGGAGAAUGCCGUGGCUGGGGUUGGACAGGAAAAGGUAAUUUCUUUUCCGUUGAACGAAAGAUUUGAAAGUUAUUACCGGGCUACACGGGCGUUAGAACGUUAAUGCGCGCCAUUUGUGUGCACUGGAAAUUUCGAAGGAGCCCUGGCAUUUGAGAGCCCAGUUUUGUCGCUCCCACUGUCUCUACCUUCAUUCGACUUCCUCGCCCGAGCUAUCAAUCUAAUGUUGUCACUUUCGAAACCACUAAGUUAGUGUUUCUGAAGAUUUCAUUGGACCAAUAGGACGUGUGAGAGUUACCGUUGGUGGGUCCGAAUUUUGAGGUUUCAGUGAAUCACCGUGUUGGCUCUGCUUGAUUCGGCUGUGCUUUGCUGUGCUUGGCAUCGCUUAGUUUUGAUGUUUCUGUAUUCCGAAGGAGGCUUGCCGGUGUAGAUAUGUGAAUUCUUUUACAUUUCGGUCUGAUGUAGUGUAGUGUAGGCGAGUUGAGAUUGUGUAGAGUGAAGUUAAGAAAGUAUGGCGCGGUGUGGGCGCCACAAGUAAUGCAGAAAGCGUGUGUCUAUGGUUGAUGUUUGACACGGACAGUGGCACGGGGCUUCAGAACUUCGGAAGAAUGAAUUGGGGACAACGAGGGAGUGCAAUGAAUUUCUUGUAGAUUUGAAGGGUUUAUGUAAUGCGGAUCGUUGCAGAUUUUCACAGGAGAAUGCGCACAGGUUCUACUUAGUCCUGUGGAAGAUUUAGUAUCGAAGUAACGCAGAUCCAUUGACUUGUCCAAUUUGAAAUUAGGGUGUAUGUCUUAAAGUCUCAAGGAAGCUCUUCUUGGGUUGUUUUAUUUCGACGAGUGCAACUUGAUUCCUACGAUGUAUUGUUAUCGCUUCCCCUCCGCCUUCUGCUUAUAUUUCUCAUCAUCAGAAUUAAUAGAGUGCGGGUUGUACAUCUCCCACCGGAGAUCCAUUGUUCUUCCAUUCAAGGUUUGAAAGGACGGGUCCGUCUCAACUUUCGACUAUUAAAUUCCUUCAAGCAGUCGUGAGAUUGUGUGCACAUUUGGAGCGGCUCGUGUAUGAUUUCAGAAAUUCGUGGGUGGGCUGGAACUCGUUCGGUAUUGGGGACUUCCACGGAAUCUGGUAGGGGCUUCCAACGGGUGAUUCGGUAUUAUGGAACCCCAGUACAUGACAUUGUGGGCCAACACAAGCAAUCACGACUAUAUUUUGUAACAGAGUGGGGGCACCUUGACGGUAGUGCAUCAUGCACAGGCAAGCUAUGCUCGUAUCUUUGUCACUGUCCCCAGCAUCCACUGCUGCAAAGAAUGAUAGACAUUGGGCUUUUCUGGAAGAGAUUGAUGCCCCACGAUGGGCAGAUUUGAAGGCCGAAGAAGCCUUAGCAAGAGCAGGAACAAUUGGAGACGACCCAUGGCUCCAUCGCAGCCAUUCGCACCACGAGGUCCCCCUCACAGAAAUUAUUGGCGCCCAGGUAACUGGCAAUAAAGACCGUGACGCGUGCGUCCGAAGGCUUAAACAGGAUAGGAAGAAGAGUCGUGGUAUUUUGAAAGGAAAGCUUGCUUUUGAUGGCGCCCCUGGGGUGAAAUGCCAAGGUACUACCAAGGAAGAGCGUCAUGACCAGAGUCCAAGAGCAGUACAUAGUCCAGGGCGCUACGAUACACAUGUUGAAUCCCCAAUUCAACGCAUUGCCUCACCUAUUUUAUGCAGAUCACCUGAAAACCUAUCAAGUUCCCGGAGGUUUACACCAUCUGCAACCUUUGGCAACUUAGGUUCAGCUGAUGGACUCGGGGUUCUACAGAGCUCCAAUUUGAGAUUCAACUUUCAGGACAACCAAAACGACAAUGGUUAUACGAGUGUGGAGUCGGACGUGCGGGGCAGCCAACUAGAGAUUGUGAAGAUUAGACACAACAGGUCCAUGUCAGUUUCAUCAGUGGGGAAAUUACAAGGUGAUUGUGAACAUGGAAAUAAAGUUGUCUAUACCAGUGUAAAUUGGCAAGACGCAAUUUUUUCUAGACUGAAUGAUUCGACCAGGCUACGUAAGAGUCUGGGUUCAGCACUUCGAGUGAAAAUUGAUGUCGCUGCCGACACUACCAGUACCAAUCGACAAGAAGCAGCCAUACUACCGAAAGCUAGACUGGUCCGGCAAAGCAUGCAGCUAGAUUCUGCAGUGCCGCCAGCGACGAGUAGUCCUGUGACAAGACCUGUCUCUCUUGAAUCUGACCACAGUUCGUCGAAUCCCAGUUCUCGAGCUAAUGGGGUUCGUUCAAGUGACGGUAGUUCUUGUUUGGAACUUGCCAAUGAAUCAAGUGCCAAUUCUUCUGUUCAAGCGUUUGAUGAUAUUCGUAGAAUGAGGAAAAGCUGGGGGCCUGCAUUACGGGUAAUAGUCGGUGACGAUCUUGCGGUUGAAGACGUCAAUUCCGAGCAUGAAGUUUCUGAAGUUCCUCCAGUUUCUAAUGCAAAGGUAGAUAGGUCGUCUCUGAAGCUUGAUAAAGUAGCAACUGACUGCCCAUCAACUGUGGACCUGAUAGUUGUUCAAACUAAGCCAGAAGAAAAGUUCGCUGAUGUCAAGGUGCCAGCAGUGGCUCUAUCCAAUGAGCGCAGACCACACCAUCAUCCUGGUAGGAAGGUUGCAUUUAACCAAGUAAAGGAUCUUGAACAGGCUUCAACUAAAGUCGUUGCAGCUCGUGCAAAAAUGAAUUUCAGGCGGUCCUUUUCAUUUGACCAUACUUCAGGCCGUGGGACAGAGAAGACAUUUACAUCGUCUCGAAACCUGCUGCAUCAAAAGCAAGCCUCAAGAACUUCUCAAUCUCCCAGCUCCCGUUCUAGUGGACUUGGUGGUAAAGUAGACAAAGUUAGUCGCCUCAGUAAGCGAGGUAAAGAAAAUGCUAGUAUAGACUCUUCAAACAAGACAAAUCUCAAUCCAGCAGAACCAUCAGCAGCAUCGCCCCGAAUGAGUUGCCAGUCCGCUACGAGGAUGAGUAUGCCGAGCAUAACAUUCGCUGCCCAUGCAAGGGUUGCCAUGAGAGAAAACGGAGGAUCUAAUCCCAAACCAUGCAGUAGUAGCGUUGUAGAAAUAAAGAAAGCAGGUUCUAGUAAAGUUGCGUCAUCCACUGCUGUAUCUGCAGCUAGGAAAAGUGUAUCAGGGUUAGAGAAUGGGACUAGGAAGAAAACGAUUGCUACUCCUGGUCCAGUAACGAAUCUUCAUAAAGCGGGAAGCAGGCAGUCCGCCUUGCGGUCAAGCAUGCCGGUUUUUUCCUCAGUCGGCAUGAAGCAGGCUAGCAAGACUGUUUCUGGAGCUCGGGUUAGCGAUAAGAAAGAGGAAAAAAUGGGUGGUAAAAUCGUCAACGGGGAUGCUGACCUAGCUGCCCUACUAGCAGAGCACAAUCGCAAGUUUCGACCGAAGCCCAAAUAUGAGCCCAGAAUCCAUCCGGUGAAGGACAUCAAAGAGUGGGAGACUAGAACUGGGCAGCUGUUCUAUAAUUUGCCGCCAGCGGAGCGUGAGAAAGCGAACAUAGAAAUUAGUGCCGCAAAGCAAACGCGGCAAAAGCAAGUGCCGUGUUGAAACACCUUCACAACUUCAUGCAACAAAUAAGUAGUGUUGUCCGUGGAUGGGUUCCGGUUGACUUGUAACAUAAAUUUGAGUAAAAUGCUCUGAGCAGACAUUGUACAGA
This is a messenger RNA of Physcomitrium patens, 3894 nucleotides long. RefSeq lists its product as uncharacterized. NCBI's taxonomy places the organism in Eukaryota, Viridiplantae, Streptophyta, Bryopsida, Funariales, Funariaceae. The record is from RefSeq and is a predicted model, not a curated record.